CAUGUCCCAUAAUCUGGCACAAAUUUCACUGGUUGAUAUUUGCUUGCUGAAUUUCAUGGAUGAGAUUCAAAUCCCUCUAACCAGUUAUGCACAUACAAUUAGGAAACCAGUAAAUACAGAGAAAAGUAACUCAAACUACAUUAUAGUGGCACUAGCUCUCAUACCACCAAUUUAACUCCACCUUCAUUCUGAUUACUUUUCUGCUCAAUUUGCCCACACCCAUUUCCUUUUUCAUCAGUUCCAUUUGUUGUGAAUCUUUUGAUAUCAAACUGUAUGAUCAAAUUUACAGGUUUGAUGGGUUUUAAUAUGGUCUGUGUUUACUUCUAAUUUGCAAAAAAGUUAGCAAUUUUAUGACUUCAGUCCUCCAAAACCAUUUCUUGAUUCCUCUGGAGGAUUUCACACAAAACCCAGAUUGCAAUUUCAGGGGGAGGGAACAAGAAUGUGUCUCCCUCAUAAAGAAAUGCAAGAACUUGGAAGAAUUCAAGCAAGCCCAUGCCCAAACCCUCAAGUUGGGUAUAUUUUGGAGUUCUUUUGUUGCAAGCAAUCUUGUUGCCACUUGUGCUCUCUCAAACUGGGGCAGUAUGGAUUAUGCCUGCUCUAUUUUUCGCCAAAUCGAGGAACCGGGUUCGUUUGCAUUCAAUCACAUGAUCAGGGGCCAUGUCAAAGACAUGAACCUAGAACAAGCUUUACAGGUGUUUGAUGAAAUGCUUGAGUGUGGGGUGGAACCUGACAACUUCACAUACCCAACUCUUCUAAAAGCAUGUGCUAAUUUGCCAGCACUUAAAGAGGGGAAACAAGUUCAUGGGCACAGCUUUAAGCUAGGUUUUGGAGAUGAUUUAUUUGUGCAGAAUAGCUUGAUCAACAUGUAUGGGAAGUGUGGAGAGAUAAGUCUCUCUUGUGCUGUUUUUGAUAAGAUGGUGCAAAGGAGUGUUGCUUCAUGGAGUGCCCUAAUUGCAGCUCAUGCUAGUUUGGGCAUGUGGGGAAAGUGCCAUGAGAUUUUUAGGGGUAUGAGUAGUGAAGGAUGUUGGAGAGCUGAGGAAAGUAUCUUAGUCAAUGUGGUCUCUGCCUGUACCCAUUUGGGUGCCCUUGAUUUGGGAAGGUGCACACAUGGGUCCUUACUUAGGACAAUGUGUGGCCUUAAUGUUGUAGUAGAGACUUCCCUUAUGGACAUGUAUGUAAAAUGUGGCUCUUUAAACAAAGGGCUAUUUCUCUUCCAAAGAAUGAUAGAGAAGAACCAAAUGUCCUACGGUGUAAUGAUAUCGGGCUUAGCGAUGCACGGGCAGGGCCUGGAAGCCCUAAAGUUGUUCGAUGAGAUGCUCGAACAAGGCUUGAAACCAGAUGAUGUUGCUUAUGUGGGUGUGUUGAGCGCUUGUAGCCAUGCUGGGCUUGUGGAGGAGGGUCUCAAGUAUUUCGGAAGCAUGAAAUUGGAACAUGGAGUUGUACCCACAGUGCAACACUACGGGUGCAUGGUAGAUCUCUUGGGUCGAGUUGGGAAAUUGAAAGAAGCUUAUGAGCUUAUAAAGAACAUAUCCAUAGAGCCAAACGAGGUCUUGUGGCGUACUCUUCUCAAUGCUUGUAGGGUUCAUCAAAAUGUUGAGAUAGGGGAGGUCGCUGCUAGAGAGCUAUCCUUAUCGGACUCAGGUAAUGCCGGUGAUUAUGUGGUGCUAUCGAAUCUGUAUGCACAAUCUCACAGUUGGCGCGACGUGGCGAAAACACGAAAGGAAAUGAUGUGCAAAGGCUUGAUCCAAACGCCCGGAUUUAGCUUGGUUGAGAUGAAGAGGAAGGUGUAUAGAUUUGUUUCGCAAGACGUGUCAUUUCCCAAGUGUGAUGGAAUCUACGAGAUGAUUCACCAGAUGGAAUGGCAGCUGAAAUUCGAAGGCUAUUCGCCUGAUACAUCGGUAAUUUUGCAUGAUGUCGACGAAGGAGAGAAGAGGCGGAGGUUGAGUAGCCAUAGCCAGAAGCUGGCAAUUGCCUUCGCACUGAUUCAUUCGUCUCAGGGUUCUCCCAUAAGAAUAGUCAGAAACAUUAGAAUGUGUAGUGAUUGUCACACAUACACGAAGCUCAUUUCGUCGAUCUACGAUCGUGAAAUUACAGUUCGCGAUCGGAAUCAGUUCCACCAUUUUAAAGAUGGGACUUGCUCUUGUAGAGACUGUUACCGUUGAAUGGGUAACUUUUUAGCUCCUCCUUGUGGUGACGUUCCUAUUUUUUUUUUCCUCCACCUCUUGUUCUCUACCAAAUUUAGCUUUGGAUCAACCAAUGGUUAUAGCGACUAGAACAGAUAUUGAAAUGAACAUAACUGUUUUAUUUGU
Messenger RNA from Rhododendron vialii, 2309 nucleotides. RefSeq names its product pentatricopeptide repeat-containing protein At1g31920. NCBI's taxonomy places the organism in Eukaryota, Viridiplantae, Streptophyta, Magnoliopsida, Ericales, Ericaceae. Gene Ontology annotation, molecular function: RNA binding; protein binding; zinc ion binding. The record is from RefSeq and is a predicted model, not a curated record. The transcript has a single exon. Gene Ontology annotation, biological process: RNA modification. The coding region runs from base 351 to 2162 and encodes 603 amino acids.